Exophiala bonariae is the source of this 1314-nucleotide messenger RNA. RefSeq lists its product as uncharacterized. Lineage: Eukaryota; Fungi; Ascomycota; Eurotiomycetes; Chaetothyriales; Herpotrichiellaceae. Bases 1 to 1314 code for a protein of 437 amino acids. The transcript has a single exon. The record is from RefSeq and is a predicted model, not a curated record. Gene Ontology annotation, biological process: regulation of cyclin-dependent protein serine/threonine kinase activity. Gene Ontology annotation, cellular component: nucleus; cyclin-dependent protein kinase holoenzyme complex. Gene Ontology annotation, molecular function: cyclin-dependent protein serine/threonine kinase regulator activity; protein kinase binding.
AUGGCUGCCAGACAUGACACCACCCAAAACCGGGCGGCUCUUGAAGAGUUCGUUCGCCAACCAGUGAGGAGUUAUAUGAUUCAACAUUUGGCCAAACAAGCAUCACAGGUCAUUCGCUGUGAUCAGGAACCCAGCACAUCAGAUAGUCUGCCGACACCUCCCUCAACACCUCCACAGAAUGCCGCUUCAGAGCCCGCCCAGGCACCACUGCCAUCCUUGGAACAGUUCAUCACCUCCCUCGUCAACAGAUCAUCCGUUCAAGUCCCAACUCUUAUGACCUCUCUGGUAUACCUCGCACGUCUGCGCUCAAGGUUACCUCCUGUGGCCAAGGGUAUGCGAUGCACCGUUCACAGAAUCUUCUUGGCUGCCUUGAUCCUAGCAGCCAAGAACCUCAACGACUCCAGCCCCAAGAACAAGCACUGGGCCAGAUAUACCACCGUCAAGGGAUUUGAGGGUUUCGGUUUCGGUCUGGCUGAAGUGAACUUGAUGGAAAGGCAACUGCUGUACCUCCUGGAGUUUGAAACCAGAGUCACCGAGGAGGAUCUCCUCGAGCAUUUCGAACCCUUCCUGGCCCCUAUUCGCUUCCAGAUGGAACUACAACAGGAGGAGGCUGAGCUCAUCAGCAGCCACCGACACUGGCAUUCGCACCAAGCUUCCUAUGACUCCGCAGUUGGUCUGCCUCUACCACCAUCUCGCCAGGUCCGGGAUAACGAGCUGCCAAUUCUCGCCACUCCUCCACCAAGAGCAGUUGGUGUGUAUGACUCACCCAGCUCCUAUGCCGACGAAGAGCUUUCUGGUGGACGAUAUACUCGCCACAGAUCCAACAACAGCUCACUCUCACUACCCGCUCCUAGCCACAAGCGAUUCCCAUCACCUUUCCGUCAUCAUAUCAGCAACCGAUCUAUGUCACCUCCUUCUCUCCGUGAUCUUCCUCCCCUUGUUUCCAGCAGGCCUGGUACAAUGCAUAGCCACUCCAGCUCACGGUCUUCAUCAAUGGCUCCUUCAUUAAGAUCUCGAUCUUCCUCACUUGCACCUACGUCACGCGGCACACCAUACACAGCUUCAUCAAAUAUUGAUGACAGUAUUGUCGUGGUUGACCUGACACAAAGUCCCGAUGCCUCCUACCACAGUGCUUAUGGUACAGCUAUCGGUCGACCAAGUCUCAAAGGCCAUCAGACCAGCUUCCAAGGCGAGAGCCAGCAGCCAUCCAAGAAGGUCAAGGCAGAGACUGGAUUCGGUGGUGUGAUGAACCGUAUCUUCAACUCUGCUGCAAGCAAUUACCGGUUGGGUAGGACCCCAGUACAAGCUGCAUAA